AAAAACAGGAUCGCCAACAUGAUUUCCAACGUCCAAUAACAGAUAUGGCACAACAAGAAGUUUCUCUUGUGAGUCAACAGAGAACUGAUAGCCAAUCAGAUAGACUGCUCUUUCUGGCAACUGAGGAGCAAAACAAUAUUUUGGCCUUUAAGUAUCCAUCCACUAGCCACAAAAGUAUGCUUUUCACUCCUUCAGUUUUAUACUAAGUGGUAAUCCUCCUUUUUUCCUUCAGAAGAAUAAACUGUAAGCUUGUUGCUCCUUUGCUUGCUGUGUGUUAUGACGCUUCUCUGUUGGGGCCUGUAUGCAAUCAUGCCCAAACCCUACCACUGUGAGAUAAAAUCAGAAUUAGAAUUAGAAUAAUCGAGUAGAAAGGGACCUUAUAGGUCAUCUAGUCCAACCCCCUGACCAAGCAGGAGACUUUCCAGUCUUUUCUUGAAAGCUUCCAGUGUUGAAGCUCCCACAACAUCUGAAGGCAAACUGUUGGUUGAUUGUUCUCACUGUCAGGAAAUUUCUCCUUAUUUUUAGGAUGAAUCUCGCCUUGAUCAGUUUCCUUCCGUUAUUAAGCAAAAGCUGGGGUUGGUUGAAGCCCGGCACCUCCCCCAAUUGGCAUCCACACAUGCAAGACAACUUGCCAGCUGCCUGUGCUGCAACAAUCCACGCAAACUUGCACUUAGUGGUUUACCAAAACUUCAGUAGCAGAAGGAAUCACGGACCACCUGUAAAUACACAGCAAUAGUUUAGGCUGACAGUUCCUGAGCCUGGGUUCACUUCCUGAGCAGAUCUGAAUCCAAAUGGGUCAGUUCCACAGUCCAAACUUUUCAGAACUCUGCACAACUAUUGGGUUUUUCCAUCCUCAGUGGAGAGUUACUGGUGGACACGGCUGCCGCAGGGGCAGAACUAUGCUUCGUACCCGGAAUCCUGAAGCCCUCCAGAUACUUCUACACCUCGAGCGUCCCCUGCAGGUGACGAGAUAAAUCCACCGAACAUGUCCCCCCUCUGGGGGGCGCCUCCCUUUCCACACACAUACACAACACACCCCUUGAACAGUCCGGGAGGGCAGAGGUGAGGGCUGCAGAGCAGCACGUGCCUAGCUGGAGUUCUUGUCCAAUCAGCGGUUCGCCCCCCCCUCCCCACAGCUAAAAGCAGGCGCGAGGCAAUUCGCUCACGGGGCGCCCCGGGGCCGUCCACCUGCGGGGCGCGACGGGUUCCCGAUUUUGUCUUUCGCUUCCCCCCCCCUUCUUUUUUUUUUUUUAAACCGUGCGCGCGCGUCCAGGUUCCAGAUGUGGAGACAGGCAGUGGCGCGCGGCGCGGCUACGAGCCCGUCGCUGGCUGCAAGGUCUGGACCAAGCGGGAACGAAGCCCGACGAACUGGAAGGUGGCGCUGGGAGGAGGAGGAGGCGACGGCAAGACGGCGAUGCUGCUGCUGCUGCUGCUACUGAUGAUGGCAAGCGGGAGUCCCCGGGCUGCUGCUCCAAGGAAAUGCGGCAACCGGGCUCGCGCGCCCGCCGCCGCCGCUGAAACGCCAAGCCCCGGCCCCAGGUAAGGUUGCUGUCUGUAACGCUCAGCUCAGUACAAGGACUAUGCCCACGUGCUUCUGCCUCUUUCAGCCAUGGAGAGUCCCAUGUUUGACACCAUCCUGGAGACAACAGACGGGGUAACCCCUGACCCCAGUUGGUCCCUGCCCUACCCACUGGGCUUCCAGGUCUCCCUGACAGGCUUCCUGAUGUUGGAAAUCGUUCUGGGGGUUAGCAGCAACCUCACAGUAUUGGUUCUCUACUGCCUGCAAGCUGGCCUAGUUGACUCGGUCAGCAACAUGGUGACCAUGAACUUGCAUGUACUAGAUGUGCUCAUCUGUGUGGUGUGUGCACCCCUCACCAUGGUGGUCAUACUGGUGCCACCUGAUCGUGCUGCCACCCUCUUCUGCUGCUUCCAUGAGGCCUGCAUCACCUUCAGCAGUGUGGCAACAGCCACCAACGUCCUAGUGAUCAGCUUGGACCGUUACGACAUUUCAGUUCGCCCCGCACAGCGUGUGCUCACUCCAGCCCGUGCUAUUCUACUCCUGGCUGGAGUCUGGGUGCUGUCCCUGACAGUAUUUUUUAUACCCUUCCUUGAGGGCGAGUUUGGACAUGCCAGCGUGUGGCAAAAUCGUACUGUGCUGUGUGUUGGCCCAGAAGAGUUCCACGCUGAGCUCGGCACCUCCUACCACCUUGCCAUCCAGAUCCCCACUUUCUUUGCAGCCAUGGCGGUCAUGCUGGUGACCUACGCCAAGAUCCUGCAAGCUCUCAAUAUCAGCAUUGGCAGAACCUUUAAGCGCAGCCAGCGUCGCAAGACGAAAAAGAGGAAGCGACGGAAAGCAGUAGAGCUGAGUAGCAGCAGCAGCAUGAUCAGUGCAGGAGAAACCAAGAGGCUGUCCCAGCCGAUGCCCACGCUCCAAACUCCGGCCCCGAUGGGUGUACAGGCUUCUGUCUCUGUGAUCAUCGCACUGCGUCGGGCAGUGAAGCGCCACCGUGACCGGAGAGAGCGCCAGAGGCGUGUUUUCCGCAUGUCCCUGCUAAUCAUCUCAACAUUCUUGUUGUGCUGGGCACCUCUGUCCAUUGCCAACCUGCUUAUUCUGUGCCUCGGGCCUAGCCCCUUGCUGGGCAAGCUGCGCAUCUGCUUCCUGGCCAUGGCCUAUGGUACAACCAUCUUCCAUCCACUCCUUUAUGCCUUUACCCGUCAGAAGCUGCGCAAUGUACUCCGCAGCAAGCUGAAGAAACGAGUAGUGUCAGCACUGCAAGUCGAUCCCGCACCUGGUGGCACAAUCAUCCACAAUUCCUGGGUGGAGCCACCACGGAAAGGCUGCAAGGGGCGGCCACGGGGUAGUGAUGGGGCUGAGCACUGCCUGACAGAGGCCACAAAAGAGUAAGGAGUAGGGGUGAAUUUCAGACUAGGUGCCAAGAAAGCUGGGAUGGGUUGUAGCAAUCCACUGCAUACCUAAGCUGGUGAGUGCCAAACACUGAAGCCACUGAAGAACGAGAGGCAGAUACAGGACCCUUAUCAAAAUCACCAGAAACUACAGCUUGGUGCUAAACCCUCUGACCAAAGGUGUAAAGGAAGAGGUGCAAAGUGGAAGUGAGCAGUUAUCGCAGCAAGCAGAGAGAGGCAACCAUCAACACCUUGUAGAAAUAACCACUUCCACCUAGAGUCUGAUACUGACUCCUCACGAAGCCUCCACUUAGUCAGUGGCAAAACCUCCUAUCUAUUUGAGGUAAAACAUGAAGGCUUAACAUUGGCCUGUUGACAGCACUAAGACCACUAGAAUUAUGACAACUAUUUAAUGACUUAGAUAAUGCCAAGAGUUGUAACAGGCAGAGAUGAGUGCUUACACGUGUUGGGGAAAGGCUUUAGGUUUAGUCAACACAAAGAGAGUCAGCGCUCUAGAAGAUCAUUGUAAUGCUGAGUAAGUCUAGAAUGGCUAAAAUAAGCUCACCAUUUUAGAGAAAGGCAAGAUACUGUGUAAGAAAGGCAGGUUUGGAAACAGUUGUGGAAUACAAGGUUGGGAUAGCAUAACUUUUUAGAGAUCUCUGCCUUACAGGUAAUCCUCAACUUACGACCAGUCAUUUAGCAACCGGUUACAAUUAGAACAGAUCUCCCCAAAAAGGUACCUAUGACCCAGUUUUCAAGUUCUGAUAUCCCCUGGUCACAUGACUGCAUUUUGGAUGUCAGCAACCGUCCGCACUUAUGGCUGCUCACAUUCAUGUGACCACAAUUUAUGACGUUUUUGUCAAAAACCGGUGUUUACUUCAAGUUUCCAGCAAAAAGCAUCCCAUAGUGAAUAAUAGGUUCACUUAAUGACUGCCAUGUUCGCUUAAUGACUGUCACACAAAAAAGAUCAUAACAUUGGAUCUGAUCCAAUGAUUUUGCAAUAUUUAGAUUUCUGCUGAAUAAGGAGAGAAUUGGAUUACCAUAAGAACUUCCUCAGAGGAAAAAGGUAGAUUUUUCCAAAGGAGGCCCAUUCUUCAUUUAGUAGAUUUAGGCUGCAACCAUAAUGUGUAAAUCUUACCCAGAACCUAGGUCUUUCUUUUGGGGGAGACAUACCUAGGAUGGCACUGACAGCCUUUUUUUUUUUUUUUCAAAAUCUCAGCCUUGCCAGGGAGCCCUAGUGAUAAGUACCCUCACAGCUACUUCAUCUGCAUGAAGAUAGCCUACUGAGGUAGAAGUUGGAAAAGAAAAGAAUAGUUUGAAGAGGUAACUGGAAAUGUUUAGGUAGUAAGUAAUAAUAAUGUCAUUCAGUUCAUAACUCUGUUCUUCCAAGGUCAUCCUUCAGAAAAGCUCCUAGAACAGCGGUUCUCAACCUGUGGGUCGCGACCCUUUUGGGGGUCGAAUGACGCUUUCACGGGUUGCCUAAGACCAUCGGAAAACACAUAUUUCCGAUGGUCUUAGAAACCGAGACACUGCUCCUCUAUCCGGCCGUCGCCGCCGCCCUCCUCCGCCGGGUCCUCCGCCUCCAGGGCGCCCUUCUCCGACAGCGCCUGCUGCUGCAGCGCCAUCGCGCAUGCCCCCGACGCCACCCUGGGCCUGCUCAGCAGUCGAAUCUAGCCAGGUCUGGGUCGCUGCUGGCACUGCCGCUGCCGGCUGAGCUGAGCUGCAGCGCCGAGCUGGUCUCCACCCCUCCUGGUUGCCUGGCCGCGCUCUGCCCCCAGCCACCCUCCACGCCACAUGGGAGCCUCCCCCGUGCCGCCUGGCCAGCCUCCCUCACCAUUGGAGGCCGCCUUGGCCCUCUGGCGCCCGGUGUGGCCAUGGGGCUGCCGGGCAGGAGCGGCUCCUUCCUGGCUCGCCGGGCUCCAGGCCUCAGAAGUGGCCAGGGGGCGUGGAAGAGGGCGAGGCGGCGGCAAUGCCUGCAUGUGCAUCGGAGGCCAGCCAGCAGGGCCGGGAGGGGAGAAGCGGUGCCUUCCGAGCGGGAGCUGGCACUCCGGCUGCGCCCCUGUCGCGUGCGAUGGGCUGCGCAGCGUGGAAAGGUGCUCCCGUGACUCCACCACUGCGAUGGUGCUCAGGAGGCUGGAGGGGUGGGCAGGUCCUGGGGGGGGCAGCUGGGAGAGGGCAAGAGGUGCCGGGAUGUGGAUGGGGCACUCUAGGUUGGCGGGUGUGAGAGGGCAGCUGGCGGCUCCAAGAUGCGCGGAUCCUCAGCACAGCUUCCGAGGCCCCAGAUGUGCCGCCGCUUGGUUCUCCACCAGGCUCUCCGCCAGAGCCUCCCCCACCCGGGCAAUUGUGUAGAGCUGCUUGUGCAUCCUUGGCAGCGCCUCCCCCGUUCAAUCUCCUUCCUUCUCCAUCUCCUUC
Molecule: messenger RNA, 5316 nt
Organism: Crotalus tigris (Tiger rattlesnake)
Lineage: Eukaryota; Metazoa; Chordata; Lepidosauria; Squamata; Viperidae
Product: G-protein coupled receptor 22-like
Exons: 2
Coding region: 1610-2905 (431 amino acids)
Biological process (GO): G protein-coupled receptor signaling pathway
Cellular component (GO): membrane
Molecular function (GO): peptide binding; G protein-coupled receptor activity
Source: RefSeq, a predicted model, not a curated record